Molecule: messenger RNA, 1263 nt
Organism: Trichomonas vaginalis G3
Lineage: Eukaryota; Parabasalia; Trichomonadida; Trichomonadidae
Product: helicase related family
Exons: 1
Coding region: 1-1263 (420 amino acids)
Source: RefSeq, a predicted model, not a curated record
AUGGGUAUUCUUGACCUGAUUGAAGCAAAAAUUGUUGAAGCUCUUAAUAAUCAUAAUGAUAAGUCGAUUAUAAUAAUUACACACUAUCCGGUUGGCCAAUUUGGACAAAGCAAAUCAUCGGCUGGUCUUACAUUUAAAGAUAUCAUUAUCAAAUACCAGAUUUCAGCUGUUCUUACAGGCCAUUCUCAUCCAAAAACAAUCCAACCACAACAUCAUCUUGAUUCCCUUGAAGUCAUUUGCUCUGAUCUUGUGAGUCAUAGAAAUAUUGGAAUUGUUUCAAAUGAUAAUGGAAAUAUCUUUUAUCAUAGCUAUAGUGUUGAACAGCGUCCAAGUUUCAUUGUUACUUACCCAAUUGAUUAUAAACAAAUUUCAAAAAUGACAAUGUUUAAUUCAAAGGAAGUUGAUGUUCGAGUUAUUGCAUUCACCGAUUCUGAAAAUGAAACGAUAUUAUGUAAUGGACAAGGAAUGAAUUUUGAUAGACAUUUAAGGUCUGGUAUGUCUUUAUAUCAUAUAAAGAUGACAUUCAAAUCCGGAUUCAACAAUAUUCACAUUGCAAAUGCUAACAACACAGAAAAAGAAAUGAUCAGAUUCUUCAUAGGUAGUGUUUCCCCAUCAUUUAAAGAAAAACUCGGAGAUGAAAGAAACUAUUACAAAUACUCAUUGAGCAUCCUUAUUCUUCUCGGCCUAAUAAUGUUUGUUGUAUUGUUCCCUUUUAAUAUUGAAGUUAAGUUCGAACCACUUAUGAAACUAUACAACAAUUGUAUAGAAUAUCUUGAAAACAGAGAAAAUGAGUAUAAAGUAAUCGAUCACAUUAAAUACAUUCUGUGUGGUUUCCUUUUUGUUAGAUUCUAUCUUAUCAAAUAUAAUAAGAAUGUUAUGCUUUAUUUAUUCAUGUUAUUUUUAUCCCCGUUGAUCCUUCCAUUGGGUUUGAUAAAAUCAGAGGAACACUUUGGAUUAAUAUGCAUAUAUGGAACAUUUUUGAACAACCAUUUAUACCCUACUCAAUUUGUUUACUUAAUAUAUCUCAUUCAUAUUGGUAUAAUAACAAUUCCUUUAACAUUCAUUACCGCAAUGUUUGGCAAAGAAAGAAAAUUCUCUUUAUGCUUUGUUGUUGACAUUAUUUUUGCACUCUUCUGUUUAAUCAUCACUAUUUAUUAUUCAUUGUUCAGUAUCUCCCAUGCAACGACUCUGGUAUUGUCAGCCACAAACUUCCUUUUUGUCCUUCUUCCAUUUGCAUACAUGAUUUAUCUGUUACUUUUUUAA